ACCAAGCUUGGAAUCGUCGCUUUUGUAGAUGGAAUCUCUACACCCAGUGACAUGGACGUCCUCAACUACUAGGCCUGCCAUUUACGAACAUUAGGAUUCUAAUGAUUGACUUCCAAAAAUACAAACAUCAAACGACGCAAAACAAUGCGGGUUGGUCUAUAUCACCAGGGAGGCCUCUGUGGCAGUGAGCAAAGGGAGGUCGAUCUUAAUUCUCCAUAACAAAAGUACAAAGGCAAUUCGGAGACCAAAGACAAUUUAACACCUCCUUCGCCAUGUACGCGCCCAGGCGGCGCCGUGGCGGAUAGACCAGACCGUGUCUCUCAUUAGAAAAGAUGGGACGACCUGGAAGAUAUAAAAGACAGGAGAGGAGAGGGAGGGGGUUCAAUCUGUGGCUACAAAACAACACAACCCACUCUAUAAACCAACUUCUUUGAGUGAGGUUAGCGGUGCGGUGAAGGAGUAACUUUGGCCUUGGCAGCUGUAGUCGAAUGCGUGGUGAUUUGGGAUUCUGAGUCGUUUGGAUUAAUAUUUCCAGCAUUCAACGAACGUCAAAUUUGGGAAGUUAUGCACAGCAAUACGUUAACCGAAGGCCGAGAAUCACCGGCUGCUUCACACGCCAAUCCAGACAGUGACCAGGGGGAAGAGGACACAAGCCCUCGCAGCGCUCUUUUCAGUGGAGUAGAUCAGAGUCGGAGGCACCGGACUGCCUUCACGCGAGAGCAACUCUCCCGCCUGGAGCAGGAGUACUGCAAGGAGAGCUACGUAUCUCGGCCAAGGAGAUGCGAGCUGGCGGCAGCUCUCAACCUUCCGGAGACAACCAUUAAGGUUUGGUUCCAGAACCGACGCAUGAAAGACAAGAGGCAGAGACACAGUCUGAGCUGGCCUCACCCUCUGGACCCCAACCUCUGUGCUCUCAUGGUGAGCCAGGCCAGUGCCGGCCUGCCCUACUCCCUACUCCCACACCUCCCGCUGCCCCUCUACCCACACUUGGGGCUGGCGCCCACCGCCUCCCCGCUGCCAAGCCCCUUCGCCCCUCCUCUCAGGCACCUGGACCCCCUCCGGCUCUCCCAGUCCCCCUACUCCAGACUUGGAGGGCUGCCACCAACGACCCUCUAUACCCCCACCCACGCAAUGCACCACCCCACCGCCUGCCCCUGUCCCCACUGUCUGCACUGGGGAGCAGACCAACUCUUCAAGGUCCGAGGGGUAACUCCUCUGGGCUUGACACCAGCCAGCAGCCCCAAAGCUUCAGUGGUGACUAUGGACCAUAGGGAAGAGGUGCCUAUGCCCAGAUGAUGAAUAAUCAGAGGGUGAGCAUCUCUGUCUUUUGCAACGCACAAUCAUUUAGGACAGAGAGGUCAUUUGUGAAGGAGAGCAUGCAAAUCUGGAAUGUCUAUACUACAAUGUUACACUUCUGUUUUGUGUGCUUGCUACAUUCUCUGCAGGCUGAGAAUCAAUACUACAGGAAUUAUUUAAGAUUUGAAUAUAGACACUACAGACAUAGCACAAUCAAGCCAACCAUGGGACGUACCAUUUGGUAGCAAUAUCUCUCAAUACACUGGUUUUGUCUGUACUGAGGGUUGUUUAUUUGUUUACAAAGUGAAACUGAAUCGGUCAAAUUAGCUGCAUUAAUACUGACAUUAGGAAGGUAUGUAGCAUGUGCCUACAUAGAAAUACUUGAGAAAGUUCCUUGGUUGCUCUGCAAAAUUCUAUCUUAAAGAUUAUUUUAUUAUGCCUGCACCAAAUGUGUAUUUUCAAAUGUG
Molecule: messenger RNA, 1763 nt
Organism: Alosa sapidissima (American shad)
Lineage: Eukaryota; Metazoa; Chordata; Actinopteri; Clupeiformes; Clupeidae
Gene: eve1
Product: even-skipped-like1
Exons: 3
Coding region: 565-1296 (243 amino acids)
Biological process (GO): regulation of transcription by RNA polymerase II
Cellular component (GO): nucleus
Molecular function (GO): DNA-binding transcription factor activity, RNA polymerase II-specific; RNA polymerase II cis-regulatory region sequence-specific DNA binding
Source: RefSeq, a predicted model, not a curated record